ACAAUACUGGCAUGUUAAAAAAAUGACUUUUCAUGUGGAGCGAAGGCUGAAAGGUCCAUAGAUUUUCAAGUGGUUGCAGAGGAAUAUCAGUGUUUUAAUAAUCCAAGCAAAAUAACCGAAGGUCGUACUGAAGGACAGCAUUUUACAAUGGGAGGGAGUGAGAGUGUAACUAGAAAGGUGUCUUUUGGUUUGGACGAGGAAGACAGGGUGAGGGUUUUGCACGGAAUCAAGUUGUCGGAGGAUGUCAUCAGGAAAAUGAAAGAAAAAUCAGCCGAAUCCAAACCCUCUGCUUCAGACGAGUGGUCGUCCUCUCAGACAGAAAGCAGUAAAGACUCCUCAGGUUCAAAGAUGCAUUCGGGACACACAGUCACAGUGAAAGAAGAGGAAUUAUACAGAAGGUACGAGAGGGAGAAGGCGAUGGUCCAGGAGGAGCUAGCUCGGAUUGCCCGGAAGGAGAGGGAGUCGGUGCGAGACGAGCUGAGUCUGGCUGUCCUUCGGGAACGAGCCCACACACGCCAGGAGGCAGAGAAGGCCAAGGUGCUGAUGGCAGCAACAACACUUCAUAGCGUCGCUCCGUCUCUGCGGAAUGAGGUCUUAAAGGCAAAGCAGCUGGAGAGGAAAGAAGCAGAGUUGAAACUGCUGGACACUUUUUAUAAGGAGCAGCUAGCACACCUUGAAAAGAAGAACAUCGAGUAUUACAAGUUGACGUCUGAACAGUUCCAUGAGGCAGCAGCCCAGGCAGAAGCUCAUGUGAAGAAGAGGAGGGUGGAGCCUCUGUGCAGUAACCUGCAGUCGGAGAUCCUGCGGUGCUAUCGAGAGAAUAAGGAGCAAACACUGAAUUGCUCUGACCUGGCCAAGGAGUACAUGCAGUGCAUCAAUGCUGCAAAAAAGAACCUGCUGGUGAAUCAUGGAUGAAGAGGAGUUACUUUGACCUGGGUGACCAUUGCCAUGGGCACAGCUUUGACUUGAAUGGAAACUGUCAAUUAAAAUGAUUGUAUAUCCAUUUGUAUAAUAAGAAGGAGUGGAUUGUUAAAAGCAUGGAGCGUCUGACUUUCUUAUGUCUGACUGUAUGGUUCAGAUUAAUUUGAAGUUGCACUAUAUCCCUAGAGGUAAAAUACGCCUCCAUAAUCUUAAAUAAAAUUUGAAGAAAAAAAAUCA
Messenger RNA from Lepisosteus oculatus (spotted gar), 1158 nucleotides. RefSeq names its product coiled-coil-helix-coiled-coil-helix domain containing 6a (gene chchd6a). Gene Ontology annotation, cellular component: MICOS complex; mitochondrion. Lineage: Eukaryota; Metazoa; Chordata; Actinopteri; Semionotiformes; Lepisosteidae. The record is from RefSeq and is a predicted model, not a curated record.